Messenger RNA from Colletotrichum tamarilloi, 159 nucleotides. RefSeq lists its product as uncharacterized. The transcript has a single exon. Lineage: Eukaryota; Fungi; Ascomycota; Sordariomycetes; Glomerellales; Glomerellaceae. The annotation marks the transcript as partial. The record is from RefSeq and is a predicted model, not a curated record.
AAUAUAUUAAUAACGGGUAUUAUAAAAAUUAGUUUUAGCUUAGGUAAGGAAAUUAUUACCCUAAGUAUAAUAGAAGUAAAGAUAUAUUUUAAAACGAUAACUUUUUAUAUUUUAUUUAUUAAUACCUUAUUUUUUUUAUACUUAAAAAAUAUAGAUUAA